AUGUCUGAAUUGGAGACAGUCUCGAAGGUACUAGCAGAGUCCGUCAUAGCAUCGACGGCGCGGUCCUCUGAGAAGAGCUUGAAGGAGCUGGAGUCACAGGAUGGGUUUGGACUGACUCUACUGCAUGUUGUUGCGUCGACGAACCUACCCAUUUCUACGAGGCUCGCCGGUGCUCUUUUCUUCAAGAAUUUUAUUAGGAGGAAGUGGGUGGAUGAGAACGGCAAUCACUUGCUUAGUGAGAACAGCAUAGAAUUGAUCAAGAAGGAGAUUGUGCCGUUGAUGAUAUCGCUGCCCAAUAACUUGCAGUCGCAGAUUGGGGAGGCCAUUUCAUUGAUUGCCGAUUCUGAUUUCCCUGGCCGGUGGCCAGGGUUGCUGCACGAUUUGGUCAUCCGGUUGAACCCGAAUGACAUGGUGCUCAAUAAAGGUGUGUUGAUUGUGGCGCAUUCUAUUUUCAAACGUUGGAGACCGCUGUUCAGAUCAGACGAGCUGUUUUUGGAGAUCAAGAUGGUUUUGGACGUGUUUACAGGUCCCUUUUUGGACUUACUAAAGACCGUUGACCAGCAGAUCGACGCCAACGCCGGGAACGAGGCUCAGCUGAACAUUUUGUUUGAUGUCCUGCUUGUUUUGAUUAAACUGUACUAUGAUUUCAACUGUCAGGACAUCCCAGAAUUCUUCGAGGAUAACGUCAACAUCGGGAUGACAAUUUUGCACAAGUACCUGAACUACAAGAAUCCGCUGUUGAACGAUGCAGACGACCCAGAGCACGUCACUGUUCUGAUCAAAGUCAAAUCGUGCAUUCAAGAGGUGGUUCAGCUAUACACGACAAGGUACGAGGAUAUAUUUGGACCCAUGAUCAACAAUUUCAUCGAAAUAACAUGGCAGUUGUUGAUUAGUCUUUCUGGAGAACCAAAGUACGAUAUUCUUGUCUCCAAAUCGUUGGGGUUCCUGACGGCGGUGACUCGUAACCCAAAAUACUUUGAAAUCUUCAACAGCCCUGAGUCCAUGGACAGGGUCACUGACCAGAUCAUUUUGCCUAACGUUACAUUACGGGAGUCAGAUGAGGAGCUGUUUGAAGAUGAUCCGAUUGAGUACAUUAGAAGGGAUAUAGAGGGUUCGGACGAUGAUACGAGGAGGAAGGCCUGCACUGAUUUCUUAAAGGAAUUGAAGGAAAAAAACGAAGUUCUAGUGACCAACACCUUUCUGGCGCAUAUGAAGGGAUUCUUUGAGAAGUAUGAGUCCAACCCUGCACAAUUCUGGAAGUACAAGGACCUUUACGUCUAUCUAUUUAGCACACUGGCCAUCAGCGGGAGUCUGUCUAGUAGCGGUGUCAUAUCCACGAACCCAUUAUUGGAUAUCGUCGAUUUCUUCAAGCAGCAGAUCAUUCCGGAUUUGACUAACCAAAGCAUUCCCCAUAUCAUUUUGAGAGUGGAUGCCAUCAAGUUCAUUUAUGUUUUCAGAAACCAAUUGACCAAAGAACAACUCAUUGAGAUCAUGCCAUUAUUGGCCAAGUAUUUGAACGCCGAAGAAUAUGUUCUGUACACAUACGCUGCUAUUACAAUCGAAAAAAUACUAACCAUUAGAGCUUCGAUAUCUUCUCCUCAGCUGAUCUUCCAAAAGGAGGAUCUUGCCGGAAGCGGGGAAAUCUUGCUAAGAAAUUUGAUCGGUUUGAUAUUGAAGCAAGGUAAUUCACCUGAAAAAUUGGCUGAGAACGAGUUCUUGAUGAAGGCGUCCUUCAGAGUGUUACAAACAGCGGAGACAGCAAUCUUACCGAUCUACCCAGAUAUGCUCAAUCAACUGAUUGGUGUUGUCAGCGUUGUUUCGAAGAAUCCGUCGAAUCCCAGAUUCUCUCACUACACUUUUGAAGCUAUUGGUGUUAUCUUGAACUACACCUCUGUCGAGUUAUUGCCACCGCUUAUAGAGAUGAUAAUUCCUGUUUUCCUGCAUAUUUUAUCUGAGGACAUCCAAGAAUUUAUCCCAUAUGUUCUGCAAACGGUGGCAUAUUUGGUCGAGAAAUCCGGCGUCGUGAUAGGCACGAUCAGACAAUUGCCCGCAAUGAUCUUGGCGCCAUCUGUUUGGGAACUAAAGGGUAAUGUCCCCGCUGUGACUCGACUGCUAAAGGCAUUUAUUAAAGUUGAUGCGACGCUUUUUCCUGACUUGGUUCCCGUUCUUGGUGUUUUUCAAAGACUCAUUGCGUCAAAGGCAUAUGAGGUGCACGGUUUCGAGUUGCUGGAGGAUAUAAUGUUGACCCUAUCCCCAGAAUUGUUGAAGCCGUACUUGAAACAGAUUGCGGUGUUACUUCUCCAGAGGUUGCAAAGCAGUAAGACAGAGAGGUAUGUGAAGAAGUUCAUUGUGUUUCUUUCUCUGAUUACUAUCAAGCUUGGCGGUGAUUUCACCAUCCAGUUUAUCGACGAGGUACAAGAGGGUGUGUUCCAGCCCAUUUGGUCUAAUUUUGUCCUUGAAUAUGCGGCGACGAUAGCGAACAUUUUAGAUCGUAAGAUUGCAUUAGUUGGACUUGCCACGAUGGUGAACGGCAGCUCCCUUUUUACGAACAAGUACGGUCCCCUUGUGGCUGGUACGAUCAACGUUCUGGUACAGAUUCUAGUCUCUGAGAACAUCGCGCAUUUGAACUCGGAGUUGAUCGAUCUCGAUAACACGGAGGAAAUCUCUACGUUUGGUUCAUCGUACAGUCGGUUAGCGAGUAUUGCUGAUAAACCGUUGGACCCGUUGCCCAACAUCGACCACAAUGUCGGGCUCAAGAAGUACGUCACUGGGCUCGUUGUUGGAUUUGUCGAGACUCAUGCGAACGUUGGUGCCCAGUUGGCUGAGGCAACACAAAUUGCAUUGACGCAGCUGCUCCAGUCGUAA
Molecule: messenger RNA, 2865 nt
Organism: Huiozyma naganishii CBS 8797
Lineage: Eukaryota; Fungi; Ascomycota; Saccharomycetes; Saccharomycetales; Saccharomycetaceae
Gene: CSE1
Product: importin-alpha export receptor
Exons: 1
Coding region: 1-2865 (954 amino acids)
Biological process (GO): protein import into nucleus; protein export from nucleus
Cellular component (GO): cytosol; nuclear envelope
Molecular function (GO): nuclear export signal receptor activity; small GTPase binding
Source: RefSeq, a predicted model, not a curated record